GGCCUGGCGCACUCUCACACAGACCACCAGUCUCAGCCCCGAGUCUACUCCUUUACGCACACACUGCCACAGUUAUUAUGUCUGCUGGAGGAGAGAAAUCCAAGUCUGCUUCCCAGACUGAUGGGAAGGCCGCUCAGAACAAGAUGUCUGAUAUGGGCAUGAUGGCCUACAAGAUGUGUGUGUACGACCAGGAGAACUUCCAGGGCCGCUGCAUUGAGAUCAACGGCGAGUGUAUGAAUGUGUGUGACAUGGGAAUGGACAGGGUGCGCUCCCUGCGCGUUGACUGCGGACCCUUCGUGGGCUUUGAGCAGAUGAAUUUCUGUGGAGAGAUGUUCAUCCUGGAGAAGGGCGAGUAUCCCCGCUGGGACUCCUGGAGCAACUGCCAGAAGAAUGACUACCUGCUGUCCUUCAGGCCUGUCCGCAUGGAUCCUGAGAAGCACAAGAUCUGCCUGUAUGAGGUUGGACAGUUCAAGGGCCGUAAAAUGGAGAUUAUGGACGAUGACGUCCCCAGCUUGUUUUCCUACGGUUUCACCGACAGAGUGGGCAGCAUCAUGGUCAGCUGUGGAACCUGGGUGGGUUACCAGUUCCCCGGCUACCGUGGCAGCCAGUACCUGCUGGAGAAGGGCGAGUACAGGCAUUUCAACGAGUUUGGCGCCCGCUGCCCCCAGAUGCAGUCCAUUAGGCGCAUUCGUGACAUGCAGUGGCACCCACAUGGCUGCUACACCAUGUCCUCCAAGUGAAAUCCAGCGAGGGCAAGGAAGAGAGGGAUCGGAGGAGAGACGGAGGCUGAGGGCGGCCACAGAGAUGGAAGGGGAGGCUGUGGAGGGAGGGCAAAGAAGGAGAGGAGGAGGGAGAGGGUGUAAUAUGUUCUCCUUCAUCCCAAAAUUCCCUUGGCAGUUAGAAUGCAGGAUAAAGGGAAUACAGUCGGUUAUCUUUUGUUUUUGCAACAUUGUAAUCUAGUGAGCAAUUAAAAGUUACUUAAAGUGAAGGAGGAGAUAAUUACACGGACCGUUGAGACUGGAUCUGAUAAUAAACGGUCUCUCCACUUUUGCUCUCCCUCUCUGUCUGUGAGCUCCCUUCUCCCCACUUUCCUCCUUCUCCUCCCCUCCCUCCCUCUCUCCCCCUCACGCGAUUCUCUUCCACAUCCCACCAACGUCAGCCCUCACUCAGCCUAUUAGAGCCUCACUGAGGUGGGCACCAGUGUGGAUUUGUGUGUGUUUGUGUUGUGGGGGAUCGGAGACCAACAAAAGCCGCAACAAGUAAAGUGGUGGCAAAUAUUUUGUGCUCAGAUCCUGCAGCCACAUCAACCCUAA
This is a messenger RNA of Anarrhichthys ocellatus (wolf-eel), 1313 nucleotides long. It is a transcript of the gene crybb1l2, whose product is annotated as crystallin, beta B1, like 2. The transcript has 6 exons. NCBI's taxonomy places the organism in Eukaryota, Metazoa, Chordata, Actinopteri, Perciformes, Anarhichadidae. The record is from RefSeq and is a predicted model, not a curated record. Gene Ontology annotation, biological process: visual perception; lens development in camera-type eye. Gene Ontology annotation, molecular function: structural constituent of eye lens. Bases 78 to 740 code for a protein of 220 amino acids.